This is a messenger RNA of Ostrea edulis (European flat oyster), 1453 nucleotides long. RefSeq names its product jupiter microtubule associated homolog 1-like. The record is from RefSeq and is a predicted model, not a curated record. The coding region runs from base 5 to 772 and encodes 255 amino acids. NCBI's taxonomy places the organism in Eukaryota, Metazoa, Mollusca, Bivalvia, Ostreida, Ostreidae. The transcript has 7 exons. Gene Ontology annotation, cellular component: nucleus.
GCGCAUGACUAAACGUCACUUCCCGCAGUUGACUGAUUUUGCCGGUCGCAUUCCAUUCCAGGUCCACCUUUCAUUUACCAUGACUACCACGAGUACCUACCAAGGUCUUGGUGAGGAUUCAAAAACAGCAUCAAGGGUUCUGAGACCACCAGGAGGUCAAUCAAGCAAUAUCUUUGGUGCAGAAGGAGUUCAGAGAACCCCCAAUAGGCCUCAAACCAAUGACAUCUUUGGAACAGGUCCUGUAGAACCUACAGAAGAAUACAAGGGCAAAAGGAGAGGAGGGCCUACUGACAAUUCCCGGGACAAUGUGUUUGGAGGCUCCACCACUUCUGACAAUAGUUUAUACACCAGAUCUGAGAACAAAAGGCGUGGACAAGACCCUGGUCGAAAUCGAAGUGAAGAAUUUCCAGUGUAUGACCGAUCUGUCUAUGCAGCCCAACGUGAUCCUCAGAGAAGAAACAUUAAACAAGUCUCUACCUAUAAUCCAAUCACUGGCCAAAUGUAUGCUGGCUUUGAAGAUAUGAAAGAUGAGAAUCCUGUCAAAGGAAAAAGGUCACACCCUUCCAAUAUGGGUAACGAUGGUGCCUACAAUCCCAUUACUGGAGAGCCAGUAGCAACUUCUCCUCCAAAGCCUGAUAGGGAGGAAGAGGAAUGGAGAAGGGAACCACAGCAGAAUUAUGAGGGGGAAAAGAGAGACAUUCAACAAUCCACUCAUACUUCUUCCCGAGUAUUAGCACCACCUGGUGGAAAAUCAAGUGGACCUUUGUGGUGAAGUGGAAAACAAAUAGUCUGAGCUGGCCUAACCUGUUGCGAUCCAGUCAUUAAUGCAGUUGUCCAGUUAUUAGUUUUAUUUGUCAUUGGAGGUUCAAGGCAUAGAGAUUCUCAUCUCUGCCAAUUGUUUGACAUUUGUUUCUUGAUGCAUUGUGUAAAUGAACAGCUGCAUUUCUUGAGAUAAUGAUUAACUCUUGAUUACGUUUUUUUUAUUUUAAAAUUAACAUAAUAUAUAGUAUGUAUAAUAGUUAUUUCAGGCCAUUUAUUAGGUACACAUUUGCAUAUUUUUACUUAACACUGCCAUAUAAUGAUUAUUAUUAAGCAAUGCAGAUUAGUGGAAUAUUAGUAUAUUAGUUAAAGAUAUUUUUUUAUGAAAGUAUUCUUGAACACUAGUUAUUUCUAUGCUAAAAUACAAUGCUUUACCUUGCAGGACUUCAUUUUUCAUUAUGUGGGUGGUUUUAUUAUUAUAAUUAUUACAUGUGAACCAAAUUGUUUUUUACAUAGAGUUAUUGUUUCUCAUUCUAAGUCUUGCUAACCUUUGGUGAUAGUUUCCAUUUAUUUUCUGGGAUUAGUCAUGACAGGAUGUAUAUUAAUUGUGAAGUGCAUUUGAUGUUAAGUUGUACAAUUUUUUAAAGUGGCAAAUUAUUUGUGAUAUGUAAUAAUAAAUAAUUAUCUCAAUAAA